Messenger RNA from Microthlaspi erraticum, 420 nucleotides. The record is from the annotation of a GenBank genome assembly. Lineage: Eukaryota; Viridiplantae; Streptophyta; Magnoliopsida; Brassicales; Brassicaceae.
AUGGGAAGCAGUGGUUACACUGGGAGAGGAACGGGAAUCGGCGGAGAGAUGAACGAAGGUGGAGAAGGAGGAAGCCGAAACGAAUUGGUGUCUGCAGCGGACUGCAACCGGGCCGGAGCGAAGUGGGUUAGGGCGCCUAGAUGGGCUUCGGAUAGAAGCGAAUUCGUUUUUAAACUUUUUUUUUCUUGCCACGUGACAUUCUCUAGGCCAAAAGAAGAAGAUAAUUUUGUUAGUGGUAAAGGGAAACGAGAGGACAAAGCAGACCAAGCAGACCGAGAAGUUGCUGCUUUUCUCUUAGACCAUCUAAUAGGUAAGGAGGAAGAGAGAUUUGGGCGUGUGCCUCCAACAACCAUGGUGCGUGUCAAGAAUUUGGUGACGGAUCUAAAAAAUGGACAAGCGGUUCAGUUUAUAUUUUGUUAG